Messenger RNA from Arabidopsis arenosa, 789 nucleotides. Lineage: Eukaryota; Viridiplantae; Streptophyta; Magnoliopsida; Brassicales; Brassicaceae. The record is from the annotation of a GenBank genome assembly.
ACAAUCACAACUCACAAGCCUUCUUCUUAUCAAUCUCAAAAUCCAAAUUUUUCUGCAAUCCGAAUCAGAAAAAUCCAACACCAUGGGUUUAAUUCCUCAACCACAAGACUCGAUUCAAGAAUCUCAUUACUACACACAUAAACUCUUCCUCUUCUCAAACUACGUCCUCCUCGGUGCAUCCUCAAGCUGCAUCUUCCUCACUCUCUCUCUCCGUCUAAUCCCUUCGCUCUGCGGUUUCUUCCUCAUCCUCCUUCACGCCACCACGAUCGUAGCCGCCGUCUCUGGCUGUGCAGCCGCAUCUUAUGGUAAGAACCGGUGGUACGCAGCUCACAUGAUCGCCACUGUCCUUACCGCCAUUUUCCAAGGCUCAGUCUCUGUUCUCAUCUUCACCAACACUUCGAAUUUCCUCGAGAGCCUUAACUCUUAUGUCCGUGAGAAAGAAGCGUCUAUGAUCUUGAAACUAGCUGGUGGGCUCUGUGUUGUGAUCUUUUGCCUUGAGUGGAUCGUUCUUGUUCUUGCCUUCUUCUUGAAGUACUAUGCUUAUGUCGAUGGUGAUGGAGUUGCUAUGAAGAGGACUGGUAAGGUUCAGAGUGAAGACACUCUCAAGAAUUCGCCAUGGGCGUUCCAAGUUUGAAGAAAAGUGAUUUCUUGUAAUGAUAUUGUUUGAGAGAAGAGAGUUUGUAUCAAAUGUUAGUUUGAUCUGUUUUUCAGGGUUUGGUUUAUAUGUAUUGAAGAAUUGAAUUGGUUGAUUACUUUGUUGAUGAUUCUGAAUAUAUGUCUUGCAUAAGU